GAGCUCGGCGCCUGCGCACGACGUCGCGGUCGCCUCCGCUGCCGCUGCUACCGCCACUUGGGUUCAGCUCUCCACCGGCGCGGGGCUGAAUGGGCUUCCGGGAAGCCGCCCGCCGUGAGGAAUUGGCGGUUCCUCAGCGCCCCGAGCCUCAGUGACUCGCCCUCCGUCAGCCAGAAACCCUCCUCCUGGGCCCGCGCGGGAGGAGCGGGGCCUCUGAGGGGAGCGGCGAGCCCGCCGGCCCCGGUCUCUUUCCCUGGCGGCGGCAGCGGCUUUCUCCGUAGGACAAUAUGUUCAAGAGAAUGGCCGAAUUUGGGCCUGACUCCGGCGGGAGAGUGAAGGGGGUUACUAUUGUUAAACCAAUAGUUUAUGGUAAUGUUGCUCGAUAUUUUGGAAAGAAAAGAGAGGAGGAUGGGCACACCCAUCAGUGGACAGUAUACGUGAAGCCAUAUAGAAAUGAGGAUAUGUCAGCAUAUGUGAAGAAAAUCCAAUUUAAAUUACAUGAAAGCUAUGGCAAUCCUUUAAGAGUUGUUACAAAGCCUCCAUAUGAAAUUACUGAAACAGGUUGGGGUGAAUUUGAAAUAAUCAUCAAAAUAUUUUUCAUUGAUCCUAAUGAAAGACCUGUAACCCUGUAUCAUUUAUUAAAGCUGUUUCAGUCAGACACCAAUGCAAUGCUGGGGAAGAAGACAGUGGUUUCAGAGUUCUACGAUGAAAUGAUAUUUCAAGACCCAACAGCGAUGAUGCAACAGUUAUUAACCACAUCUCGUCAGCUUACCUUAGGCGCCUAUAAGCAUGAAACAGAAUUUGCAGAACUUGAAGUGAAAACUAGAGAAAAAUUAGAAGCUGCGAAAAAGAAAACAAGCUUUGAAAUUGCAGAGCUUAAGGAGAGAUUAAAAGCAAGUCGUGAAACUAUAAAUUGUUUAAAAAAUGAAAUCAGGAAACUCGAAGAAGAUGAUCAGACAAAAGAAAUAUAAAGAGUUCGGAAGAAAACUUGAUAGUAAGCAAAACUGAAAAUAAGGGACUUUAAAGAAGAGAUGGACUGCAAAUGCUGGCAUGUUUCUCGGGAACUGCAUUUACAGUUGUUGGCCGUAGAUUUCUCAGCAGUGGGGUCAAAGUAUUUGAGCUUUUCAAGCGAUCUUUAAUGUGAAAUACAUAUGUGUAUAAGGAUGAAUGCUGUAUAGCAUGUCAUCAACCCAUUUCAGGGUAGUUCUGUGUUAAGCACAAUUUUAAAACAUUUUUAUUGCAUUGUAUGUAUAGCUUAUCUUUUUAACAGGCAUCAAAUUUCAUUGUAAGGUAUAACUUGUACAAAUUUUGCACCUCCCUGGUAGUUAGAAUUAGUGGUAAAAUUAGUGUGUAUAUUAAAUUUUUUAAGUUCUUUCCUGCCCCCAUCCUAACUCUUGUAUCUGAUGUGCCCAGGGCCCAGUGAGCACUCAAUAAACGUCGUUCAUGGAUGCUG
This is a messenger RNA of Camelus dromedarius (Arabian camel), 1453 nucleotides long. RefSeq names its product YEATS domain containing 4 (gene YEATS4). NCBI's taxonomy places the organism in Eukaryota, Metazoa, Chordata, Mammalia, Artiodactyla, Camelidae. Gene Ontology annotation, biological process: regulation of DNA-templated transcription. The coding region runs from base 288 to 971 and encodes 227 amino acids. The transcript is spliced from 7 exons. The record is from RefSeq and is a predicted model, not a curated record.